Camelina sativa (false flax) is the source of this 476-nucleotide messenger RNA. RefSeq names its product molybdopterin synthase sulfur carrier subunit. The record is from RefSeq and is a predicted model, not a curated record. Lineage: Eukaryota; Viridiplantae; Streptophyta; Magnoliopsida; Brassicales; Brassicaceae. Gene Ontology annotation, biological process: Mo-molybdopterin cofactor biosynthetic process. Gene Ontology annotation, cellular component: molybdopterin adenylyltransferase complex; cytosol.
GUGCUUCGAGUUUUGUAUUUUUGGCCAUGGACGGUACAGAACAAGUGAACAAAGAGCUCACAAAGAUUGAAGUUGAUGACACUUCAUCAUCAGUGGAGAUCAAAGUGUUGUUAUUCGCCAGAGCUCGCGAGCUCACAGGCGUGCCUGAUCUAACACUGAAGAUGCCAUCAGGUAGCACAACACAGAAAUGCAUGGACGAGUUGGUUCUCAAGUUCCCAAACUUGAAAGAGGUACGUAGCUGUGUGGUUCUUGCCCUGAACGAGGAAUAUACAACCGAUUCCGCCAUUGUUCAACAUAGAGAUGAGUUAGCCAUCAUACCUCCGAUAAGUGGCGGCUAAUGCAUCAGCACUACUAAAACUCCCUUGAUUUGGGUUAGUCAUUUAAUUGGCAGUAAUCAAACAUGUAAAAGUUAAGGUACCUUUGUCACAAACAACAACAGAAAUAUCUGUCUUAUAAUAAAAGAAAGGUUUACAUCA